AUGCGCUUCUUCACUACCUUCACUACCUUUGGGCUGAUCGCCUUCGUUGCUGCUCAAAAUGCAACUACAACUGCUGAGUCGACCAAAUCCGCCGUUGCCUCCUCGACUGGCGCUUCUUCUGCCGCUCCCACCGCAUCCCUGAGUCCGCAAGUCAGGUGUUUGCAGUCCUGUGGUUCUGCGGACGUUUGCUGCCAGGCAAAAUGUGUCGGUGUCCCAUGCCCGUCUCAGCUCCAAGCAAAUGCGACCACACAAUGUGCUGCGCAAUGCCCACAAGGCAAUGGCACGGCCAGCGAGACUCAACAAUACGCAUCCUGCCAAGCGUCUUGCAUCAGCUCUUACUUCCUGACCGCAUCCUCUACCGCUGCUCCCAGUGCCAGCCAAACGGACAGCAGCUCCUCUGCCACGGGCACUUUUGCUUUUGGACAAAGCAGCGCCACCACCACUGAGAGUUCGGCAUCCACAACCGGCAGUUCUUCAUCUGGAUCAGCUUCGGCCACAGGGUCAUCUGGCAAUGGCGCCGAUAGCCUCCAUGCUGGUAGCGUGGGACUCGGAUUUCUGGCUCUUGUCAUGGCUGGCUUGGCUCUGUAG
Molecule: messenger RNA, 588 nt
Organism: Fonsecaea multimorphosa CBS 102226
Lineage: Eukaryota; Fungi; Ascomycota; Eurotiomycetes; Chaetothyriales; Herpotrichiellaceae
Exons: 3
Coding region: 1-588 (195 amino acids)
Source: RefSeq, a predicted model, not a curated record